AUGAUCAAGGCGAUCCUCAUUUUCAACAACCAUGGCAAGCCACGGCUCUCCAAGUUCUACCAACCCUACAAUUUAAUUCAUGUGUUCAUGGAAACAUUACACAAAUGUUUUGAAAAUGUCUGUGAACUAGAUUUAAUUUUCCACGUAGACAAAGUUCACAAUAUUCUUGCAGAAAUGGUGACUGGGGGGAUGAUAUUGGAGACCAACAUAAAUGAAAUUGUUAUACAAAUUGAUGCACAAAAUAAACUGGAGAAAUCUGAGGCUGGCUUAGCAGGAGCUCCAGCCCGUGCUUUAUCAGCUGUAAAGAAUAUGAAUCUUCCUGAGAAACCAAGGAAUAUUAACAUUGGUGACAUCAGUAUAAAAGUGCCAAACCUGCCCUCUUAUAAAUAA
This is a messenger RNA of Heterocephalus glaber (naked mole-rat), 390 nucleotides long. Lineage: Eukaryota; Metazoa; Chordata; Mammalia; Rodentia; Bathyergidae. The record is from RefSeq and is a predicted model, not a curated record.